GUAAAAAAUGUAAUAAUAAAAAACGUCAAGUAGAUAUUAAUGGGUUCAAAUUCCUGUACACAUAUAAUUGUCUUUUUAUUUUCGCCGCAUUUACGUUUAACGUAAAAAAAUGUGUCAGUAAGUGGGGACUGGGGUAUUUAAUCGAUGAUCAGGUAGAUUCGUCGGUCAGAAGUCAUUAACUGAACGCAACAGGUAAUCAUACAGGAUGUCGCUCGAUCAGAAAUUCCAAGAAGCUGUAGAAGCUGUCAAAACUCUCACUAAGCGUCCAACGGAUAACGAAUUUUUGGAACUGUACGCCUUGUUCAAGCAAGCAACAGUGGGCAAUGUUAAUACAUCGAGACCAGGAGCGUUAGAUCUGAAGGGGAAAGCGAAGUGGGACUCCUGGAAGUCAAAGGAGGGUAUGUCGCAGGACAGUGCAAAAGAAGCUUACAUCAAACUCGUCGAUACAUUACUCUCAAAGUACAAAUAAAGAGCUAUUCUAUUUUUUUACCUAAAAUAUUAUUGGGAUAAUACAUUUUAUAUCUUUGUAUUCCACGAUUUGUUGAAAUAAAAACGUUACCUG
Messenger RNA from Megachile rotundata (alfalfa leafcutting bee), 562 nucleotides. RefSeq names its product acyl-CoA-binding protein homolog. Gene Ontology annotation, molecular function: fatty-acyl-CoA binding. The record is from RefSeq and is a predicted model, not a curated record. Gene Ontology annotation, biological process: fatty acid metabolic process. NCBI's taxonomy places the organism in Eukaryota, Metazoa, Arthropoda, Insecta, Hymenoptera, Megachilidae.